CAUUUGUUUAACGUGCAGCUCCCACUUCUUCGUCUUAUGUAUUUUGUGGAGUAAGUGUUCUUUCAGUCUUUCAUUGUAUAUGUUUUUUGUUUUGUGGCUAUAACCUGAAAGAUGUAAACAUGAACGAACGUACAAAUUGUAUUUUUAUAAACUUAUCUUGAAAUAUCUGAGAAACAAGUAUUGCCAAGCAAGAUUUCAAGAAGUGACGCAGUGUAGCAUGAUAUAUAAUGAAAAUGCUAUGUUCCGAAGCCAAAAUUGCACUUCAAACAUUCUUAUUAGGUUUCUUCGUAUUUUUGCCCAUAGAAUUUGGCAAUAUUUACCUAAAUUGCGUUAGUUUAACCGAAAAUGCGAUGACAAUUUCCUCAGCUACAGCAGUACUAUGCUUUGUUGUAGGAUUACUUUACAGAGGGUACAACUUUCAAAUUGGCAUCAGAGCAGCUUUGUUAGGAGCUGUUUUUGCCCUUGGAUUCUAUGUUAGAAUAGUAGCACCUCCAAAUGUGAAAAUAUUUGGUUCUUACAUGUGCAUAAUGGCUUUCUUUCACUUCAGUGAAUUCCUCUUUAUUGCUUUAAUUCAACCAAAGCAAGUGUCAACUGAUUCUUUUGUCAUCAACCACAGCCCACAAUAUGUUAUUGCCGCCAUAACAUCCUGGCUAGAGUUUUUUCUAGAGUGCUACUUUUUCCCUGGAAUGAAGCAAGUCUACUGGUUAUCAAGUGUGGGUAUAUGCAUCUGUGUAUUGGGAGAGUUGUUGCGUAAGGCAUCGAUGCUCACAGCAAGGUCUAACUUUCACCACCUGGUUCAAUGUGAAAAAUCUAAUGAUCAUGUGCUUGUGACUCAUGGAGUGUAUGCUUGGUUUCGACAUCCUAGUUAUGUGGGCUGGUUUUACUGGUCUGUAGGAACGCAAGUAUGUAAUAUUUCAUGAGUAUAACCUUCUUAGUUCACGUAUAAACCCUAUUAUAAAGAGGGCUUGCCGGUGGAUAAAAACUUACAUGUUCAAGAAUUUCACCACGUGAUUGUUUUCGUUUCAAAAUAAAUAUCUAUAAAUUUAGAUUCAAUUGUCAAGAGAGACUUACAACUUUUAGCACCUAAAAAUAAGCUAAGUAACUGCUCGUGGAAACAAAAAUAAUAGUGAGAAUAGCUAAAUGAGUUAUUCAUUUUGCACUAAAAAAUAUAACUGGCAAUUUCACAUGGUGACAACCGUUAGUGAGAACGCACCUUUAACUUGUGUAAUUUUUGUUUGAAUACUGUGUAUUUUGAAACUUAAACCAUUUUGUUGCAGAUUGUUUUGCUGAAUCCAAUCUGCGUACCAGCUUACGCCAUAGCUAGCUGGCAUUUUUUCAAAACUAGAAUUUAUAUAGAAGAAAUAACCUUAUUGAAUUUCUUUGGCCAAAGCUACUGUGAUUAUCAGCAGAAAGUGUCAACAGGGUUACCAUUUAUCAAAGGUUACAAAAUAUAAAACACCUUGUUUUCACCACUCUUUUAAAAUUUACUUAUACUUGUGAUAUUAACUACUUAUGUUUAAAUUACUGGUCUAGCUUUAAAUAUAACAUACAACA
Acanthoscelides obtectus is the source of this 1554-nucleotide messenger RNA. The record is from the annotation of a GenBank genome assembly. NCBI's taxonomy places the organism in Eukaryota, Metazoa, Arthropoda, Insecta, Coleoptera, Chrysomelidae.